Molecule: messenger RNA, 1804 nt
Organism: Condylostylus longicornis
Lineage: Eukaryota; Metazoa; Arthropoda; Insecta; Diptera; Dolichopodidae
Gene: und
Product: methionine aminopeptidase 2
Exons: 1
Coding region: 265-1623 (452 amino acids)
Biological process (GO): proteolysis
Molecular function (GO): metalloaminopeptidase activity
Source: RefSeq, a predicted model, not a curated record
CUUGACAAAUUGACAUAUAUGUGAACAAUUCGGAAAAGUUUUUAAUUUUAUUUAACAAAAAAAAUUAUUCUAAUUUAAUUUUUGGAAUGAACCAAUUGUGCCAUUGUUAAAGAAAAUUUGGAACUAAAAAAAACUCUGACUUCUAGCAAUAUUCAAACGCACUGUAUUAACACCUUAAAUUUCGCCGCGUGGUUUUAUAUCUAAUCUAAGCAUUUGCAGUUUAUUAUUAGAUUAAAAAGCGACCCAAUUAUAAAAAAUAUCAAAAUGUCAACAGAAGCAAUGGAAGAGUUAUCUUUAAAUUCAAGCGAGAGCAAUGUAGCUGAAGAACAACCAAAAAAAGUUAAAAAACCAAAACCGAAUAAUAAAAAAUUACGUGAAGCGGCCAAAAAAGCUGCUUUGGAAAAUGGGGAAGUAAUUGAAACAGAAAUUGAAAAUAAAAGGACUGAGUCUGAACCCCAAAUUCCUCCAGUUCCCAAACCAAAAAAGAAUAAAAAAAAGACGGGAGGAAAAGUAGACGAGUCACGUCAAACUGACCCACCAUCUAUUGCAAUUUCGAAAUUAUACCCUGAUGAAAACUUUCCAGAAGGGGAAAUUUUGCCUCAUGGUGGUGAUGAUACAACAGCAAAGGAUCGUAUGACAAGCGAGGAAAAAAGAACUUUGGAUCGAAUGCACAAUGAUGUUUAUAAAGAAGUAAGACAAGCUGCUGAAGCACAUCGCCAAACGCGGCAAUAUAUGCAAAAAUGGAUAAAACCUGGGAUGACAAUGAUCGAAAUUUGCGAAGAACUUGAAGGUAUUGCUCGUAAAUUAAUUAAUGAAAACGGAUUAGAAGCCGGUUUAGCUUUUCCUACCGGUUGUUCAUUAAAUCAUUGCGCUGCACAUUAUACCCCAAAUGCUGGUGAUACAACCGUUUUAAAUUACGAUGAUGUAUGCAAAAUUGAUUUCGGUACUCAUAUAAAUGGGCGCAUAAUAGAUUGUGCAUUUACAUUGACGUUUAAUCCAAAAUACGACAAACUAUUACAGGCGGUAAAAGAAGCAACUAAUACGGGAAUCAAAGAAGCUGGAAUUGAUGUAAGACUCUGUGAUAUUGGAGCUGCAAUUCAAGAAGUUAUGGAAUCGUAUGAAGUUGAACUUGAUGGGAAAACUUACCAAGUGAAAAGUAUUAGAAAUUUAAAUGGACACUCUAUAAGUCCAUACAGAAUACAUGCUGGUAAAACUGUUCCCAUUGUUAAAGGUGGUGAAACAACUCGAAUGGAAGAAAACGAAUUCUAUGCGAUUGAGACCUUUGGUUCAACCGGACGCGGCUUAGUGUAUGAUGAUAUGGAUUGUUCGCACUAUAUGAAGAAUUUUGAUGCUCCAUAUGUACCAUUACGUUUGCAAUCGUCGAAACAACUGUUAAGUAUAAUCAACAAAAAUUUUGGUACUUUAGCAUUUUGUAAACGUUGGUUGGACAGGGCCGGCGCAACAAAAUAUCAAAUGGCUUUAAAAGAUCUUUGUGAUAAGAAAGUAGUCGAAGCCUAUCCGCCAUUAUGCGAUAUAAAAGGAUGUUACACAGCGCAGUAUGAGCACACCAUUAUACUUAGGCCGACAUGUAAAGAAGUCGUGUCCAGAGGCACAGAUUAUUAGGUUUUCGUUUUUAUUUCUAUUAUGGACAUAAAUGUUAUGACAACAAUCACGGUUGAACUAUUAUUCUGAAGAACAAAAAGAAAAAGGAAAACUAUAAUAUUCAUUGAAAAAUGAAUUUUGUUAAUAAUUUUGUAAAAAUAAAUCUUGUAUCAGAAAUAAUAAAAAUUUUAUCGCCGCAAAA